CUCCAGGGCUGCGUUGGUAGCUAUGUCUUCGCCGGCUCCGCCGUAUGUACCGUCACCGCAUGUUGGAGGACCGGCGUUUACUGAAGAAUGGGAUCAAACGAUGGACCCAGUUGCCCAGCAUGAAGUGUCUCCGGCAACGACAAAUAUGACCUCUGUCAAAAAAAGCUCUACGGGCGUCGUUUCGCCGUUGAACGAGCACCCUGAUAUCGUGUCUCCGGGGAUGGAAGCCAUUUAUAGUGGGGACCAAGGGAAGGAGGUUGUUCCGCAGCCGCCUGUGGAGCAAUACGCACAUUACCGAGAAAUAGAGAACUAUCCGCACUACGAAAAUCAGAUGACUGCGGAAAAGCAGAGAAGAAGGAUAUGCGGGUUGACUAUACCGCUAUGUCUGGUGCUUCUCGCGUUCCUGAUCAUCGCUCUCGCCGUAGGCCUCGGCGUUGGGCUAGGAGUGGGCUUGAACAAAAAUCACUCAAACAAGAGCUCAUCGCUCAACGGGAACAUAGUCAAUCCAGAGUAUCUGUCAAAGACUGGAGCUUUCAAUGGAACUGGUCUUGCAAUUGCUUCUUACUCAUUUGGUACUGGUGGCUAUGGAGUCAUUAAUGUAUAUUUCCAGCACUGGACCGGUCAACUCAGGAAGAUGCAAUUGAUGCAGGAUGGCAGCUGGCAGGGCGGUGAUGCUUCUAACAUCGUUGCUACCGAUGCGCGAAAUGCCACGCCCAUAUCUGCAGUGGCCUAUGCUAUGGAUGGAAAAGCAACGUGGCAUAUAUUUUAUAUUGAUCAGAACAACAAGAUCCGUGAGAAGAUCAAUGACAACACGACAAACCAGUGGCGGGAAGGCCCUAUUGGGGAUAUGAACCUGAUCGCCAUGAACGAUACGGCUGUCGGCCUACAGGCAUGCUGGUAUGGUAGCUUCUAUGGAGAUGCAAACUACACCCAUAGUCCCAUUCCUGGAACUGGGUCAAACACAACCUCCCAGGAUCAAGUGAUUGGAAUGCAUCUUUGGUAUGGAGAAAGCCCGACUUUGCUUCAAGAAGUCACAUGGACGUACAACACGACACAGUGGUACCGCCAAGAAUCAUUUGUCGCCAACGGACAUGCUGGAAUCGGCUGCUAUAGCUGGGGUCCUGGCAGCGUCAGCUACGUUAUGAUGGUAAAUCUCGACAACGCUGUCCAAGUCUCUUGGAAGGACCUCAAUUCCUCGGUCCCGGCGACCGAAUCGCAUCCCGUGAACGUGUGGGUAAAUACCACUUGGACGAUCCCGAAUGUGGACGAGAAUACUUCGCUAGGCUACACGAACUACUUUUACGCGCAGAAUGCGGAUGGCCAUAUCGGUGGUUACAACAUUACGUGGGAUGCAGAGAACACCCGCCUCGCAGAUACGUUCACGAUACCCCAGGUGCCUCUUCUCGGAACACAUUUUUCUGUUACCGCUGUUCCCGCGUCCUCGGGGGGAGACCAGCUGAUGGUGUUUACUCAAGACAACGGUACGGAUAUCACGCAAAACGUUCGCGAUUUGGUCAACGGCCAAUGGACUUAUUCAACGCUACCAAUCCCACAGUCGUGACGAAUGGAUCGACAAUGAGAAAUGUCUUUGCAUUAACGCAAUUCGCAGUGGCGCUGGUGGAUUACGCAUAUCCUCUGUUGGAAUUGCUUCGUUUCGUCGCUGAGGGCAUCUGCGUUCACCUUUGCGUUCGUUGUAGACUUGAGAUAAGCACAAAAAGCACGAGCAGGACGCUUUUGGUUGUUGUUAUUGCCUCUUUUGCUUGAUAUACCCUCCUUGAUCGUUUGCUGGUUUAUCCUUUUCUUGUUUUCUUUUAACGAUGUUACUCCCGAGAAAUGGGAUACAUUUCUCCACCCGAAGGAGAGCAAGGCUAGGAUCAGGCACAAAAUUCCUUCGGUCCGCUGUAUGUAUAUACAUAGUUUUGCAUUUGACACCUAUUGCAAUUGGCGUGCAUAAGAGU
Molecule: messenger RNA, 1958 nt
Organism: Verruconis gallopava
Lineage: Eukaryota; Fungi; Ascomycota; Dothideomycetes; Venturiales; Sympoventuriaceae
Exons: 3
Coding region: 23-1561 (512 amino acids)
Source: RefSeq, a predicted model, not a curated record